AUGGGGGAGUCUAUCGCCUACGACAACGCCUUUACGGGUGUCCUGCUACAGGCACGGGAGCUUUGGAGACACCCAGAUCCCGCCUCGACGCCCAUGUGGCGCUUCCUGCAGACGGUGAACCAGAAGCACGGCCUGCAGCUGACGGGAUAUCCCGACCUGUACAAGUGGUCCAUCGACAACGUCGCCCAGUUCUGGGACGAGGUGUGGCAGUUUGUCGGCAUUGUCUCGUCCCAGCCAUAUACACAGGUCCUGCCGCCCGAUGCGCCCAUGUUCCCUCGUCCCGACUUCUUCUCCGACGCUCGCCUCAACUUUGCCGAAAACCUCCUCUUCCCUCCCACCGCCGAGCCGCUCGACCCUUCUUCCACCGCCGUCAUCACCACCACGGAGCUGCCCGGCGACCUGCGCUCCACCACCUGGGCCGAGCUGCGCGAGUCUGUCCGCCGGUGCGCCAAUGCCUUGCGAGCCGGCGGCCUGAAGCCCCACGACAUUGUCGCCGGAUACGUAUCCAACCAUGUCGAGGCCUUGGUGGCGAUGCUGGCAGCCGCUUCGCUCGGCGCGAUAUGGACGGGCAUCAGCCCUGACAGCGGCGUCUCGGCCGUGUUGGACCGGCUGAGCCAGAUCGGGCCGCGCAUCCUGUUUGCCGACAACGGGACGGUGUACAAUGGCAAGCAGUGGUCGAGCACGUCCAAGACGACGGAUAUUGUCGCGGAGCUCAGCAAGAUGGGCUUGCAAAAGGUCAUCGUCAUCAACAACAUCCAAGGCGACCUCGCCAUGGACGACAUCCGCGCCCACGGCGUCGAGGCCAUCGACUACGAAAGCUUCCUUUCCGGCGCAUCGCCAGAUCCUCUCCGAUUCGAGCAGCUGCCGCCGUCACAUCCACUCUACAUCCUCUACUCCAGCGGCACCACGGGCCUCCCCAAGGCCAUUGUCCACACUGCGCUGGGAACGCUGAUCCAGCACAAGAAGGAGCACAUGCUGCACUGCUCCCUGACCUCCUCGUCGAGCAUGCUCUACUACACGACUACGUCCUGGAUGAUGUGGCAUUGGAGCGUCGGCGCGCUUGCCGUGGGAGCCAAGCUGAUCCUGUACUCGGGAUCGCCCUUCCGACCAAACUCGUACAUGUCCAUCCCCCGCGUGCUGUCAGACCUCAGAGUGACCCAUUUCGGCACCUCGGCAGCCUACCUCACAGCCCUGGAGGCCAACGGCGUCUAUCCUGUCCGCAAUUCCAGCAUUGAUCUGUCUCAUCUCGAAGCCAUUUACUCCACGGCGUCACCGCUACCGCCAUCCACUUUUUCUUUCGUCUACGAAGCCUUCCCCAAGACCAUCAACCUUGCCUCCAUCACCGGCGGCACCGACAUCAUCUCCCUAUUCGGCGCCCCCUGCCCGCUCCUCCCCGUCCGCGUCGGAGAGAUUCAGUGUGCCGGCCUCGGAAUGGCCAUCAAGGCCGUCGACUCUGUCACGGGCGAGGACAUUCCCGCGGGAGAGCCCGGCGACCUGGUCUGCGUCAAGCCGUUCCCCUGCCAGCCCCUGACCUUUUUCGGCCCCAAGGGCGACGACAAGUACAAGGCCGCCUACUUUGAGCGGUUCGAGGGCAUCUGCGGCGUCAAGGGUCCGGUGUGGCACCACGGCGACUUUGUCAAGAUCGCCGACCCCAAGACGGGCGGGCUCCUCAUGCUGGGCAGAUCCGACGGCGUCUUGAAGCCGGCUGGCGUGCGGUUCGGCUCAGCCGAGAUUUACAACAUCCUCAUCCGGUUCUUUGCUGCCGAGGUGGAAGACGCCGUGUGCGUUGGGCGGAGGAGACCCACGGACACGGACGAGACGGUGUGCUUGUUCGUCGUCAUGACGCCAGGCCGCGAAUUCAACGACGACCUACGGAACCGAAUCAAGCAGAAGAUCAAGAGCGAGCUCAGCCCGCGUCACGUCCCGGGCAUAGUGGAGGAAUGCGGAGGGGGCAUUCCCAAGACGGGCAACGGCAAGAAGAUCGAAGUUGCCGUGAAGCAGAUUCUUUCCGGCAUGAGCGUCAAGACAAACGCCAGCGUCGCGAAUCCCGAGGCCCUGGAAUGGUUCAAGGAGUGGGCAAAGACACAUUCAUGA
Trichoderma citrinoviride is the source of this 2094-nucleotide messenger RNA. Its product is annotated as acetoacetate-CoA ligase. Gene Ontology annotation, biological process: lipid metabolic process. Gene Ontology annotation, molecular function: acetoacetate-CoA ligase activity. NCBI's taxonomy places the organism in Eukaryota, Fungi, Ascomycota, Sordariomycetes, Hypocreales, Hypocreaceae. Gene Ontology annotation, cellular component: cytosol. The coding region runs from base 1 to 2094 and encodes 697 amino acids. The record is from RefSeq and is a predicted model, not a curated record. The transcript has 3 exons.